Messenger RNA from Syngnathus typhle (broad-nosed pipefish), 2027 nucleotides. Its product is annotated as AP-1 complex subunit sigma-1A. Bases 217 to 693 code for a protein of 158 amino acids. Gene Ontology annotation, biological process: intracellular protein transport; vesicle-mediated transport. The transcript is spliced from 5 exons. Gene Ontology annotation, cellular component: membrane coat; AP-1 adaptor complex; intracellular membrane-bounded organelle. The record is from RefSeq and is a predicted model, not a curated record. Gene Ontology annotation, molecular function: clathrin-cargo adaptor activity. NCBI's taxonomy places the organism in Eukaryota, Metazoa, Chordata, Actinopteri, Syngnathiformes, Syngnathidae.
AUGCUCAGUGGGGCUUAACCCUGCUUCGGUGAAGGAGGUGAUCAUUUUUCCUCUACUGUACUUUACUGUGUAAUGUGUACUCACGCGCACACAGUACCUGGCAGACAUGAACAAGUAUCAACACUAACCGCAGUGUGAACGAAUUACCCCGUGGGGUACUUUCCGAGGGACAGGUGCUCUGAAACGGUCGUGGUAUCGAUCCAAAACAUUCGGAAAAUGAUGCGCUUCAUGCUGCUGUUCAGUCGACAGGGCAAGCUGCGGCUGCAGAAGUGGUACACAGCCACGGCCGAGCGCGACAAGAAGAAGAUGGUCAGGGAGCUGAUGCAGAUCGUGCUCGCCCGCAAGCCCAAAAUGUGCAGCUUCCUGGAGUGGCGGGACCUCAAAAUUGUCUAUAAGAGGUACGCCAGCUUGUAUUUCUGCUGCGCUGUGGAGGAGCACGACAACGAGCUCAUCACGCUGGAAGUCAUCCAUCGCUUUGUCGAACUCUUGGAUAAAUACUUUGGCAGCGUGUGCGAGCUGGACAUCAUCUUCAAUUUCGAGAAGGCCUACUUCAUCCUGGAUGAGUUCCUCAUGGGAGGAGAGAUCCAGGACACCUCCAAGAAAAGCGUCCUCAAAGCCAUCGAGCAAGCCGACAUCCUGCAGGAGGAAGAUGAGUCGCCCAGGAGCGUGUUGGAGGAGAUGGGCUUAGCGUAGCGGACACUCGCGGACGAGACUGAACACGGCUUCUGUGUGUCUCUUGUUGCUCGGUGGACUGUGAUGCAGCGCGUGGGUACGAGCCGGCUCAUCCGUGUGAGUGUGUGUGUUUGUGUGACAUAGUGCGCACACGGUCUGUCUGUAUGUAUUUCUAUUUGUACGAGUGACCUGGAAGUGUACUUGAUGGUCAGAAGCAAAUGGGGACAAACCUUAGGAAAGAAAAUGCAAAUUUCGAGCAUGUCCCCCCAACACGAGAAAAGUUUGUUUUGUGUCCCGAUUCCAACAUUGUGUACGCCGUUGUGAGUCGCCGGCAGCUAGACAGUGUGACUUUAGCGGGCAUUUUAUUGAGGUCGGUUACCAAGGAGACAAUUUGAGUCCAUAGUCGCUUUUCAUUUGAAAUGUUCCACGCGUCACACGUGGGGACAUUUUGAGGUAACAGGUGUGCCUAAUGAAGCGUCCGCUGGGAAAGAGGAACCAAAGAAGUUGAACAUCACUGCCGCUACGCUGGGACUGCGACAUGACAUCGUCAGCUUUUGGCGUCCAAUCAGGUGAAGCACGUCCGAUUGCUGGGUCCCCGACUAAGCCGAACUUUGGGUUGGGUUCGAACUCGGUCGAUCUGCUCAAAAUCCACAGCGAGUGGGCAGCAUUUUUCAGUGGGGGAGUUGAAACGCUAAUUUAUUUUUUUUUUUCUUCGAUGAGCAAGCUUGCUUGAAUGUUCCUUUUGAGUGGGAGGAGUUCCCAAGUCGCUUUGGGGCUCGCUGACUCACUUGUGUAGAAAUCAAGCUUAAGUCACUUGGAAAAGAACAUUCCACCUUUUGAGUUUGAGCAAAUGGCUGGAAGUUUUUCUGCAUUUUGCAAGCUCCGCUUUUCUCUUUGCUUUGUAUCUUGCUGCACUUGAAUUGCUUUUUUUAGGGUACUUUUUCCAAGCCAGAGGGAUAAUAAUUAUUCUACUGUAAGGAGGGUUUUCAUUUGGGGUGCUGGCUUGUGGGUUUUUUUUUUUUUUUUUGGCCUUGAUGAAAAAUACUUUGUCAACGUAUGCAUGUUGGUCGACAGCUUUAUUUGUGCGUGUGCCUGUUUGGAAGAACUUCAGUUCUUGACUUGAUUCAAUACCUAACUUCAACUUGAGAUGGCUCAGCUCAUGUUAUGUGAAUGUUUUUUUUUGUUUUUUAAAGGAAUCUAAUGUUCUAAUUGUUGUAUUUGAAACAAAGCCCUGCAAGACAUUGGAAUCAAACAAGAGUUGUUUGGAGAGAAAAUGAACUUCUUGGAUCUGUUGGAUGUUUUAACAGGUGUGUGAAAGCAAUUUUAUAACGGUUAAAUAAAAGAUUUCAAGCUAA